This is a messenger RNA of Musca domestica (house fly), 1660 nucleotides long. Its product is annotated as probable cytochrome P450 4ad1. The transcript is spliced from 9 exons. Gene Ontology annotation, molecular function: iron ion binding; oxidoreductase activity, acting on paired donors, with incorporation or reduction of molecular oxygen; heme binding. The record is from RefSeq and is a predicted model, not a curated record. NCBI's taxonomy places the organism in Eukaryota, Metazoa, Arthropoda, Insecta, Diptera, Muscidae. The coding region runs from base 64 to 1647 and encodes 527 amino acids.
AUCGGUGCUAAAUUUUGGAAAAAUAAUUCAAGGGAAGCAAAAAAUCCGAAUUUUUUAAAAAAAAUGGAAAUGUUCGUAUUGGCCCUGGCCAUUGUGAUCUUCACAGUGCUGUUCUUUAAGGGCAUAAAGAUCUUCAAUUAUAUUGAUCAUGUUGCUGGGAUAAUGGAAAUGAUACCCGGUCCCACACCCUAUCCAUUUGUGGGUAACCUCUUUCAAUUUGGUUUGAAGCCGGAUGAAUAUCCCAAGAAAAUUUUACAAUAUUGCCGGAAAUAUGAUUUUCAAGGCUUCCGUUCAUUGGUUUUCUUUCAAUAUCAUGUCAUGUUAAGUGACCCAGCAGAAAUUCAGAACAUGCUCUCCAGUUCAUCUUUGCUCUACAAAGAACAUUUGUAUUCAUUCCUGCGUCCAUGGCUGGGUGAUGGUCUCCUAACGAGCUCCGGUGCCAGAUGGCUUAAGCAUCAAAAGCUGUAUAUGCCCGCCUUUGACAACAAAGCUGUGGAGGGCUAUAUGCAGGUGGUGAAUAGGACGGGUAAAAAAUUCACCCACAAAUUGCGGCAACAUGCCGACGAUGGGGAGGUAUUUGAUAUUCAGGAGAUUGUGAGGAAAUGCACGCUGGAUAUUGUGUGUGAAAAUGCCACUGGUGUGCCCAGCAACUCCUUGGAUGACCAGCCAUCAAACAUGCAUGCCGCCAUUGCUGACCUGUGUGAUGUCAUACAGGAGCGUACCUUUAGCAUUGUCAAGCGGUUCGACACCCUGUUCUAUAUGACACCCUACUAUGGCAAGCAGCGUAGGGCCUUGAGGGCGCUGAAAACGGAAAUGAAUCGGAUUGUCGAACAACGGCGGGCCCAACUAAAGGCUGAGGGCAAUGUCAAGCCUGCCGAUAAGGACGAAUUAAAACCAUUUUUAAAUGUCCUUCUGAAUGCCAAAUUGGAUGGCAGAGAAUUAAAAUUCCGUGAAAUAUUUGAAGAGCUGUCCACAUUCAUAUUUGCCGGUCAUGAUCCUACCGCAGCUGCAAUGUCAUUCACCCUGUACACCCUCUCCCGCCAUCCGGCCAUACAGCAGAAAGUCUACGAGGAACAACAGAAAAUUUUCGCCGGACAAAAGGGACAGGAAUUCAAAGAGGCUGUGGCCAAAAUUGAAGAUCUGAAUAAGAUGUCGUAUUUGGAAAUGGUGUUGAGAGAGACAUUGCGUUUGUAUCCUUCGGUGCCAUUGAUUGCCAGAACCAAUCGCAAGGCAAUCGAUAUAAAUGGCACCAAGAUUGCCCGCCGUACCACGGUGAUCAUGUGCCUCAUUGCCAUGGGCUAUAAUGAGAAAUAUUUUGAUAACCCUUGUGAAUUCCGCCCAGUACGUUUUGCCAAUGCCAGCGAUAGGGAAAAUAAAGGUAUUGAGGCCUUCAAGAGUGUACCCUUCAGUGCUGGACCCAGGAAGUGUAUAGCCGAAAGAUUUGCCACUUUGGAACUGAAAUCCUUACUCUCUCAGGUGAUCAGAAACUAUGAAAUCCUACCAGCCAAGGAUGGCUUAACGGCUGGCAUCAAUGACCAUUCCCGCAAGGGUUGUGUACCGGAGAGUGAUUACGAUCCCAUAUUGAAUAUUAGAGUUACUCUGAAAUCUGAAAAUGGCAUUUUGGUGAGAUUGAAAAAAAGGAAUUAGAAUCCAAAAAAAA